Messenger RNA from Motacilla alba alba, 3398 nucleotides. RefSeq names its product DNA polymerase beta (gene POLB). The transcript is spliced from 14 exons. Gene Ontology annotation, molecular function: DNA-directed DNA polymerase activity; DNA binding. The coding region runs from base 168 to 1175 and encodes 335 amino acids. Gene Ontology annotation, cellular component: nucleus. Lineage: Eukaryota; Metazoa; Chordata; Aves; Passeriformes; Motacillidae. The record is from RefSeq and is a predicted model, not a curated record. Gene Ontology annotation, biological process: double-strand break repair via nonhomologous end joining.
UGCCAUCGCCGCCGCCGCUCCGUGCCAUCGCCGCCGCCGCUCCGUGCCAUCGCUGCCGGAAGCGGCUCCGUGCGAUCGCCGCCGCCGCUCCGUGCCAUCGCUGCCGCCGCUCCGUGCGAUCGCUGCCGCCGCUCCGCUCCGCGCCGGGCCCGGUGCCGGUGCCGGCCAUGAGCAAGCGCAAAGCGCCCCAGGAGAGCCCCAACCAGGGCAUCACCGACUUCCUCACGGAGCUGGCCAACUACGAGCGCAACGUGAACCGGGCCAUCCACAAGUACAACGCGUACAGGAAAGCGGCCUCGGUCAUCUCUCGGUACCCGAGCAAGAUACAGAGCGGGGCUGAAGCCAAGAAGCUGGAUGGAGUGGGUGCUAAAAUAGCUGAAAAGAUAGAUGAGUUCUUAUCCACUGGAAAGCUACGUAAACUGGAAAAGAUUCGACAAGAUGACACGAGUGCUUCUAUCAAUUUCCUGACACGAGUCACUGGCAUUGGCCCUGCUGCUGCUAGGAAGUUUGUCGAGGAAGGAAUUAAGACUUUAGAAGAUCUAAGAAAAAUUGAGCACAAGCUGACCCAUCACCAGCGAAUCGGGCUGAAAUACUUUGAAGAUUUUGAGAAAAGAAUCCCGAGGGAAGAAAUGCUGCAAAUGCAGGAAAUUGUGCUCAGUGAGAUAAAGAAACUGGACCCGAACUAUAUUGCUACAGUCUGUGGCAGUUUCAGGCGUGGUGCAGAGUCAAGUGGUGACAUGGAUGUUCUCCUGACCCAUCCCAGUUUCACAUCUGAAUCAUCCAAACAGUCAAAACUUUUGCAUCAGGUUGUAGAACAGCUGGAGAAAGUCCACUUUGUCACAGACAUGCUGUCUAAAGGUGACACCAAAUUCAUGGGUGUCUGCCAGCUGCCAGAGAAAGAAGAUGGAACAGCUUUCCCACAUCGCAGGAUUGAUAUCAGGCUUAUCCCAAAGGAUCAGUAUUACUGUGGUGUGCUGUAUUUCACGGGAAGUGAUAUAUUCAACAAGAACAUGAGAGCUCAUGCUCUGGAAAUGGGCUUCACAAUCAACGAGUACACAAUCCGCCGCUUGGGUGUCACCGGAGUUGCUGGAGAGGCCCUGCCAGUGGAGAGUGAAAAAGACAUCUUUGACUACAUCCAGUGGAAAUACCGAGAGCCGAAGGACCGGAGUGAAUGACGAGCUGCUUGUCGGGGUUUAGAGCCUGCAGGGAUGCUUCCACAGCUUCUUACAAAGAUGAAGUGAAAGUGCAUAGCCUUACUUUGAGUGUUACUUGAAAAACCGUGUGUUAGUGAUGUCUAAAGCAAGUCCAUGGCUCCUGAACAGAGCAGAACGCGUCGUGAAGAUAAAUGCUGCGAGAUUUCCUUCUCGUACAGUCACAGAAUAAUUGUGAAUAAAUGUCAUGUCGUCCAGCCCCCCUGCCACGAGCAGGGCCAUCCUUUACUAGAGAAGGUUCCUUAGAGCCCAGUCCAGUCUGACCUUGGAAGUUUCUGGGGAUGGAACAUCCAGCAUCUCUCUCUGUGUCUCACAUGGACGUAGAUACCAGAAUGGAAAGCGUGGGUGUGCCAUGGAGUACCUGCAGUGCCAUUUUCAGCUGCUCUCUGCAUCUCACACCUGUGUUAAGUGUCUUGCUGCAGUGCUGAAGCUCACGAUGGUGCUUCUAAAACCUCUCAGUAGGGGCUGUGUGUGAGGUGGCCAUUCUCCUGGUGCUCAUGAGGUGUGAGUUUGUUCCUAGGUGUGUCGCAGUACUCUGUGCUUCAUUUUGUGCUUCAUUUGGCGUGUUUGAUUAAUUGAUGCAUUGCCACCACUCCUGUAGAUUCAAACCUGCCCUUUUUUAUUUGCAAACCUGUCAAAUCUUGUUUUACCCCUCCCCUUUAUUUGCUGGGAAAGAUAAUGAGUAUUUUGGAUAUGAGGCGAGAUCUGUUCAAGAAUGCAUUGCUGGUUGUAUUUGGGACAGGGAUUCUGUUGUUUAAUUUAAAAUUUUCAAAGUAGUUAACUACUAGCAUCCAUGAGUUGCAGAGCAUGAGCACAGAAUGCUGUAUUUAAAUAUUUUAUCUUAUUUUCUUCUCACUUAAACCUGCAGAACAACUCCAUUUUCAGCUUGUUCUUAUACAAGGAGAGUUGAUCAAUCUAGUAAAGGAGAUUGCAGGCUGAUGCUCUUACUUUUCCAUUCAUUUUCUUCUAUUUUUUCCUGUUGGGAGUUUUAAUUAUUUUCCGGGAACGUUCCCCAGUGCUAAUGCAUGUAGUAGUAUGUAAGAAAACUAGAAGUUAACUUGGUGCUACGUGAAGUAUUUUGAUGCUUCAUUGUAAAAAUAUUUACACAGCUGAUACUGAGUUAGUAUUUUCUUCAGUAAUCAAUAGGAAUAAAAUCGAAUUUUCCAUCGUGAAUGUGUGGUGGUGUUUGAUUAUUGUUUUAUUUGCUGUAAUUUUAGAAGAUAAAAAAGCAAAACGUGCUCACCACGUUUACAGACGUCUUCUAGGCAGCAUUGAUGCAUUCUCCAUCAUCUUCAGGUACUCCAGAGAAGUGCUUUGUCUUUGGCCUGGACACAGAAUUUGUUGGCUUUGCAGUCUCUCCAUAAAACCACAAAGGAAAAAAAAAGAAAAGAAAAAAAAAAGGGCUUCAUGAGAGAGCUUGCUUGUUUUUUGUGGGUUAUAUAAACAUGCAUGGUGUCUUUUCUUUCCCCUCUCUCUCUCCAUUCCCCCUUUCUCAGCUCACUGGCUUUUCUUCCCUGUGAACCUGGGCACAGGGAGUCUGUGCAGCUGGGAGUGUGCUGUGCUCUUGUUUGGGUGCACACACCAUGUGGAAAGGGCAUCUUCUCUGGCCCUGUGCAGAUAUUUACUGUGUGCAUUGUGUUGUGUUGACGAGUGCUGUAUUUCCACUUUAAUAGCAUGGUAAAUGUAGUUAAAAGGCAGCUUUUGUAGUUAAAAUAGGAACUAUGGAUGUGGGAUAUUGUUUUAAAGAAAGGAAUGAGGUGCUCGCACCAGACAGCAGCCACAGGACACCUAAACCUUUCAGAGAAAGAGAAUUUAUUGCUUCAUUAUCAGAAGAAACGAACUUCUUCCCGCCUCCUCAGCCCUGCAGAUUCAGAGGAAGCAGAUUCAGGAUUCAGAGGAAGAAGCUGACACUGCCCAGACAGAAUCCUUUGUUUGAAUGGAAUUGAUGCAUCAUGGGUGAGGUGUGUGAAUAUGCAACAGGCUGUUGCUUUUAAGGGUUAAUCCUCUGUGAACGUGGGUCCUUUUUCGGGCUUCUUUUGCCCUGAAAAGGCACCCGGACUGUCAGAAACUCUUUGUUCUUAUUGUCUCGCAUUGUCCUAAUCUCAAUUGUCCAAAUUUUUACUACUCUAAUUACAUUACUAUUUUUAUAACCGUUUUAUUACCAUUAAACUUUGAAAAUCUUAAAAA